GUAAAGUAUUCCUUCCUGGAGGAUUUUUUGAAUGAAGUUUACUUCUAAUUCUUUGCUUUCAAUGGUGUUGGAGUUUUUCAGAUGUCUAAAUGCAGGAUGAAUCAAUCGUUUCGAUUUGUUAGAAUUAAAUCGAUGAACAAGAAAUGCAGCCAGUCUCUGCACUCAUCUAUGUGAAUGGGAUUUUACAACUGUCGCUCUGUCCCACGUAGUAAGGUGUCCACAUUUUUAGUUAUCCUGGUCAGUUUCCUUCUCUGACGUGUAUAGUUCAAUUUAGUCACCCAACAUCAAUGUCCUCCAUUCACUGGUAUCACAAUGGUAACAGGAUAUAUCCUAAAAUGGACAGUACAAUUUAUGAGAAUCCGAAAAUGUCAAUUAUUGAUAAUAAUCUAAAAAUGAAGGAAUUGUACACGGAUGUACAAAGGAAGUGGAUUGAUCAAACAACCCUUGCAAGCAGAUUGAACAUUGGCCAGUUGACAACGCACAAUUCAGGGAUAUGGACUUGUCGAAAAAUACCCGGUACACAGGUGGAAUCUAUCGAAGAAAGUUCAGUCAACUUACAACUGACAGGUGUGUGAUUUCCAAGCAAUUAACAGUAUUGAUCAUCAUUAUCUGAUGUUCAUUUCUAUUGGACUGUUAUAUAUUGUAUGUAUUCGGUGUAAUCACUGUGAC
Molecule: messenger RNA, 669 nt
Organism: Heterobilharzia americana
Lineage: Eukaryota; Metazoa; Platyhelminthes; Trematoda; Strigeidida; Schistosomatidae
Source: the annotation of a GenBank genome assembly